This is a messenger RNA of Betta splendens (Siamese fighting fish), 4680 nucleotides long. RefSeq names its product polycomb protein suz12-B-like. Gene Ontology annotation, molecular function: chromatin DNA binding. The record is from RefSeq and is a predicted model, not a curated record. NCBI's taxonomy places the organism in Eukaryota, Metazoa, Chordata, Actinopteri, Anabantiformes, Osphronemidae. Gene Ontology annotation, cellular component: nucleus; ESC/E(Z) complex. Bases 171 to 2393 code for a protein of 740 amino acids. The transcript has 17 exons.
AAAGGAAGCGGAAGUCCGCCGGGAUGGUGCUUCAAAAUUAAAGCAUGCAAUUGGCAAAAAUAACUUAUUCUAGAUUCAUCUGUUACGUGCAAUGAAUCGGAGAUGAUAGAUGGUUUCAUGUUCGCGUCUGGUGGAGGGGCAGUUUCUUUUGCCCCUUUCUAGUUUUGGCAAUGGCUCCACACAAGCAGAGUUCCUCAGGUGGAAGCCACUCAGUGGGUUUAGGUCCUGGAGGAAAAGCCAACGGGUUACACCAGUCGUCUUCUGCUAUGGCUGCAGCGAAGAAGCCCAACAUGCAACUCGUCCAAGCCGACCACGAGUUGUUUCUGCAGGCCUUCGAAAAACCAACCCAGAUAUACCGGUUCCUCCGCACCAGGAACUUGAUCGCUCCUAUAUUUUUGCACAGGACACUCACCUACAUGUCUCACAGAAACUCAAGGACCAACGUCAGAAGGAAAAACGUCAGGGUUGAUAAUCUGCUGUUCAAAGUGGAGAAGAUGAGGGGAGAACAGGAGACUCAGAGCUUGGCCUCAAAUCUGCAACUCACCUUUACUGGUUUCUUUCAUAAAGCUGGGAAGUCGUCUCAGAACUGUGAGAAUGAGCAGAACUCUGUGACUCUGGAGGUGCUGCUGGUCAAAGUGUGCCACAAGAAAAGAAAGGAUGUAAGCUGCCCAGUGAAGCAGGUCCCCACAGGGAAGAAACAGGUUCCCCUGAACCCAGACACAAGCGUUGGAGUCCAAGCAAAGCCAGGGUCUUUUCCCUCUCUGCUCGUCCCCAGCAUCGAGUUUGAACCCAGCAACUCACACAUGGUGAAAUCUUACUCACUGCUCUUCAGAGUAUCAAGGCCUGGGUACCCUCACACACCAAUCAACAGUCUGACCAAUGGAGAGAAUCACCGCAGCAGAGAUUUUACAGAGGAAGUGGUAAACAGGAAGAGGCGGAGCUCCUCGCUCAGGGAGGAGGGAGAAACCACAUUUGUAGCUCAGAUGACAGUCUUUGAUAAAAACAGACGCCUACAGUUGUUAGAUGGGGAAUAUGAGGUAUCAAUGCAAGAGAUGGAGGAGUGUCCUGUCAAUAAGAAGAGGGCGACAUGGGAGACAAUCCUGGAUGGAAAGUGUCUUCCUCCAUUCGAGAGUUUCUCUCAGGGUCCCACCCUGCAGUUCACCCUGCGCUGGAUCAGUGAUUCCUCUGACCUCUCCACUGCACCUGUGGCUAAACCUCUUGCCACCCGCAACACCGAGACGAAUCAGGACACCAGACCUAGCACCUUAAGAGCAACACACACACAGACUGUUAAAGAAUCUAUAAACGCAGACAUGCAAACAAGAAGAGAACAAGUCCUUGCAGAGCCCAGACAUAAACUACGCAUCUUUUACCAGUUCCAGUACAACCACAACACUCGGCAGCAAACUGAGGCCAGAGAUGACCUCCACUGUCCCUGGUGUACGCUGAACUGCAGGAAGCUGUACAGUCUGCUCAAACACCUCAAGCUGUCCCACUCCCGUUUCAUCUUCAACUACGUGCCCCAUCCGAAAGGAGCAAAGGUCGAGGUGUCCAUAAACGAGUGUUAUGAUGGUUCAUAUGCAGGAAAUCCCCAAGACAUCCACAACCAGCCGGGUUUUGCCUUCAGCAGGAACGGACCUGUCAAAAGAACUGCUGUCACGCAUGUCUUAGUGUGCAGACCGAAGAGGACAAAGCCGAGUCUGUCGGAGUUUUUGGAGUCGGAGGACGGCGAGCGUGAGCAGCAGAGGACGUACAUCAGUGGACACAACCGCCUCUACUUCCACAGUGACAGCUGUGUGCCACUUCGGCCCCAGGAAAUGGAAAUGGACAGUGAAGAUGAGAGGGACCCCGACUGGCUUAAAGAGAAAACAGCCAAGCAAAUCGAGGACUUUACAGAUGUUAAUGAGGGGGAGAAGGAAAUCAUGAAGCUGUGGAACCUGCAUGUGAUGAAGCAUGGUUUUAUAGCGGACAACCAGAUGAACGAGGCCUGUCUGCUCUUUGCUGAACAUCAUGGCAGCUACAUUGUCAAACAAAACCUCUGCCGUAACUUCCUGCUGCACCUGGUCAGCAUGCACGACUUCAACUUGGUCAGCACUCUCACCAUCGACCGGGCCAUGUCCCGACUCCGCCUGAUCCAGAGCCAGGGUGCUCAGCGCGACAAAGGCAGAGAGGAGGAGGAGGAGGAGGAGGAGGACUGGGAGACUGCUGUGGAGUCCCAACCAGAGCUAGAUCCUGAUCCUGAUCCCGAUCCAUCAGAGUACACACCCUGUAGUGAUGAGAAUAGCAACAGCUGCCUGGAGACUGGAAACCAGCAAGCAAAAGAGAACAGAGCAGUGAUGGAACAACCACCCACUAAGCAGAAACUGUGCAGCUCUGGUUCAGUUUUAAACUGACUGUUCCUUCAGAGUUGUAAACUUCAAAAACACAACUUUAGUCUGGAAAGUCAGCUACAGCCGAACAAACAGGUCUAAAAAAUACUCCAAUUACUGCAGGGAUGAUGUUUUCAAGGGCAGAAUACGCAAGAAACAAAAUGAACUUUGAGUGUUUUUCUUUUUCACACUCGUAGAUCAGAUGCCUCGGACCCAUUCACCGUGUCAUAGCACAUCAUGGAGGAAGAGAAAACUUGAAGGCUUCUUUUUUUUUUUUUUUUUUUUAAAUGGUGACUUUCUGCUUUUUCCUGUGUCCUGAUAGAGACUGUGGGUGUAUACAAAACUAUGGAGCAAGCACAAAAUAAAUUCAGCUCUUGAUCUGGAUUUGUAAGAGCAGAGUGAAGAAUCUCUUGGUCUCAAUACUGAAAAAUAGUUUUUCAAAACUUCUCAUGAUUUCUUUAGUAAACUUCAGUGUGUAUUAAAGGAGCAUGGUAGCUAAUGCUAAAGUGUUUAUUAGCUGGACGACAGUCUGACACUAGCAGGUGUCCUAUCCAGGUCCUGCUGAUUCUUUGAGGCCCUCCUUCGCAUCCUCCAGGAUCAGACUUGUCCAUUCAUUCGGUUUUGUGCUUAUUCCAUAGUUUUGGCUCUAAAUUGUAAACAGGAUUAUUUUUGUCUUCCUCAGUGUGAAUGACAAUUGCUGAGCUUCAUCACAUGCUCAGCUACACCAAAGGUUUACAUGCACAAUGUCAGUAACGGGUCCAAUUUGAUUGCUCCCCAUCUGUACCCACCCUACCACUAUUCUAUACUGUUUAUUCUCAUGGUGACUAUAGAACUGCUUUGGUAUUUGGUGUCUGAGUCCUUGAUUAGAUGCCAUUGUGGCCAACACUAGGCACUCACUGAUUUCUUUCUUUAAGUGUCAUACCAGUGUUUACAAUAUGCUGAGGAACGUAGGACUGGAUUAAAAACCAAAACAAUCACAACAGGGACACUACUGUGCAUGCGUACACACUGUAUUCCCAGUACAGUUUGUACAAAUGGUGCUACAACUUUCAUUUCUUCAGACACUUGGAUAUUUUUAAACAUCUCAAUUUCUUUACUACUAGUACUCACAAAGUCCAAGGUGCAUUUAUAAAACCAGCUCAGUGUUGUCCUCCUGGUGCUACUUCAUCACCUCCACUCAGCUGCAGGACCAUAGAUAAACUGCGUUCGACUUCAUGAAUCACUUUCUUUUUGAAAACCUCAGAUGAAGAAAGCUGAAUUUCUUUUGCCAGUACCUAACUUGCUUCAAAAAAGCACAGCCACCUUUUGUAAAUGUGGACCCAACAUGGGCUAAAGUGUGUGGGACAUGUCUAGCACGUUUGUCACAGCAGUUACUGAAUAUUAUGCGCUGCUUUGUUAUUGUAAGAAACUGAUGCUUCUAAAAACAGUUCUUUUUACGCUGUUUUACCGAUUUUUUUACUGACAAAUUUACGGAAUAAUGGGUAAAAACAUUGAUUAAGUCCACAUCUUCAAAGGAGGCUGAGCACAGGUCGAAGCGCAAGCCCAACAGUAAGUGAAUUUAUAACUUAUUUUAUUUUUGUUUUGUCUCUCAGUUGGUUCUUUGCUUUUGUCUCGUCCUUGACGUUGCUGUGCCUGUUUGCUGCACCUGUCAUGUAAAAUAGACUCUGUCAAUGUGUAAAAUAGCUUUUCAAUAUGGUUUUGGAAACCUGAACAUCAUCUUGGAGGUUGUCUUAGUUUACAGACCAAAGGGGCUGAAAUUGCUGCAGAUGUCUUUGUUCUUAUUUCAUUUCCUGUAGAAAUAUGUCAUUUUUGUAAAAUAAUAAUCAUAAAAAAAGAAAGAUUUCUGCAAAUCUCCUUCAACAUUCUCCAAACAUCUUCAAUUAACCUUCGUUUGGCACUGGUAGCACAUGAAUUAUGAUGCAGCAUCUUGACUGAAUGCAUUUAAGUUCUACUACAUCACUUUGAACAGCUCUUGCACAAGUAAUGAGUUUUACCAAGAAUGUUUGGAUUAAUUAUUUGCAAUUUCUGAUAUUAUUCUCCCGCUGUUUAAAAAGCUUUAGCUCAGCCAGAAGCCUCUGACUGAACCAGUGAGUAGGAGUCUGGUUUCCUGGGGGUUUUUCAGAGCUGUUUGGUUCAUGUGUAUCAUGCAGAGCACUUUUCUGUUGUUCAUUCACAAGAGACCAGCAGCAUUUUGCACAAGAAGUGAAGAGCCAUGACAACAAAACACUUUUCUUUAACAAUGAUGUAAAACCGGUGAGACAUCUUGACUUGAGUCAGUGUGGUUUUCUAUUAAAAGAGCAAUUUUGUAUUA